GCCCGCCGCGCUCGGAGGGCGCUGCCGCCCGCCCCGCCUCCGCGGCAUGCCCACGCCGGGAGCCGGCGGCGUGAAGGAAGGGAAGGCGGCGUGCGCCGCUCAGCCGAGGCUGCGAGGAGCAGCGGUGCUUCUGCCCUCCCGAGGCCAUCCUCUCCCGGCCGAGACCGCCCGUGUGCGGGUCGCGUAACGGAAGGCGGCCCUCGCGGGUGGGCGUUGAGGGGAGCGAGGCCUGCCAAGUCACCCCGCCGCUCCCCGACGGAGCGGGCAUGCGGGGAUAGCCCGUCCCGCAGCCAGCGGCAGCUCUCACCCCAGGCCCACCGCCGCCCCCCGGCCCAGCGUUGGUGGUCACUGCGGAGCUGGCUUCAGGCGGCCCCAAGAUGUUCAGCUGGUUGGGCACCGAUGACCGCCGGAGGAAGGACCCCGAGGUGUUCCAGACGGUCAGUGAGGGCCUGAAAAAGCUCUACAAAACCAAGCUGCUCCCUCUGGAAGAGCACUAUAAGUUCCAUGAGUUCCACUCACCUGCACUGGAGGAUGCCGAUUUCGACAACAAGCCCAUGGUGCUCCUCGUGGGGCAGUACUCCACUGGGAAGACCACCUUCAUCAGGUACCUGCUGGAGCAGGAUUUCCCAGGGAUGAGGAUUGGACCAGAGCCUACAACUGACUCCUUUAUAGCAGUUAUGCAAGGAGAUGUGGAAGGAAUUGUUCCUGGAAAUGCAUUGGUGGUGGAUCCCAAAAAACCAUUCAGGAAACUCAACGCCUUCGGCAAUGCCUUUUUGAACAGGUUUGUUUGUGCCCAGCUACCGAAUCCUGUGUUAGAGAGCAUCAGCGUCAUUGAUACGCCAGGAAUCCUUUCUGGAGAAAAACAGAGGAUUAGCAGAGGUUAUGACUUUGCUGCUGUACUGGAGUGGUUUGCAGAGCGGGUUGACCGCAUCAUUCUCCUUUUUGAUGCGCACAAGCUGGACAUCUCCGAUGAAUUUUCUGAGGUCAUCAAGGCCCUGAAGAACCAUGAGGACAAGAUGAGAGUUGUUCUCAACAAGGCUGACCAGAUAGAGACUCAGCAGCUGAUGCGGGUGUACGGUGCCCUCAUGUGGUCCCUGGGAAAGAUCGUCAACACUCCCGAGGUCAUCAGGGUCUACAUUGGCUCCUUUUGGUCGCAUCCGUUGCUCAUCCCUGACAACCGCAAGUUGUUUGAGGCAGAGGAGCAGGAUCUGUUCAGGGAUAUCCAGAGCCUGCCCCGCAAUGCAGCCCUGAGGAAGCUGAAUGAUCUCAUCAAGCGAGCACGGCUGGCCAAGGUCCAUGCCUACAUCAUCAGCUCCCUAAAGAAGGAAAUGCCCUCGGUGUUUGGGAAAGACAAUAAAAAGAAAGAGCUUGUUAACAACUUGGGAGAGAUUUAUGCCCGGAUUGAACGGGAGCAUCAGAUCUCACCAGGAGACUUCCCUAAUCUGAGAAAGAUGCAGGAUCAGUUGCAAGCCCAGGAUUUUAGCAAGUUCCAGCCCCUGAAGAGCAAGCUGCUGGAGACAGUGGAAGACAUGCUGGCUAAUGACAUCGCCCAGCUCAUGGUGCUCGUACGCCAGGAAGAGUCACAGCGGCCAACCCAGAUGGUGAAGGGAGGAGCCUUUGAGGGCACCCUGCAUGGUCCAUUUGGCCAUGGGUAUGGCGAAGGCGCUGGUGAAGGGAUCGAUGAUGCGGAGUGGGUGGUGGCCAGGGACAAGCCCAUGUAUGAUGAGAUCUUCUACACACUCUCACCUGUCGAUGGUAAAAUAACUGGUGCCAAUGCAAAGAAGGAGAUGGUAAGGUCUAAGCUGCCCAACACAGUGCUGGGCAAGAUAUGGAAACUGGCUGACAUCGACAAAGAUGGCAUGCUGGAUGAUGAGGAGUUUGCCUUGGCGAAUCAUCUCAUUAAAGUCAAGUUGGAAGGUCAUGAGCUGCCAAAUGAGCUCCCUUCCCAUCUCCUCCCUCCAUCCAAAAGGAAAGUAACAGAGUGAAAGUUACAUGGGAGAGGGAAAGGGAAUGGGGGGGAAAAAGAUCUAGAAAAACAUGUUUACUUAAAUUAUACCUUUAGAGGUGAGAUCAACUUUGGAUUUAUACUUAUUUUGUUGUAUGAAGAAAAAAGAAAACAAAAGUCCAGUCCUUCACAAUAAUAUGCAAUUAACUCUUCCAGUGUAACAUCCCUGCUUUCUAAUGUGUAGUCUGUAAAUAUGAAGGUAAGGAAAGUAUGUUGAGACUAGGAGGAUCUGAUAAGCAGAAGAAAAACUGAAGUGGGCUGCAUUUUUUGAGUGGAGUAGGCACUAAUGGAAACCUGCUAACUGCCACUAUCUUUCCUGAGCUUUGGCUGCACCCUCUUGCUCUUAAAUGAGUCUCACAAACUUCAGGAGACAGAGAUCUUGAUAGCAAAGAGGAAACCACAACAUCUCAGAGCUGUUGGCCAAACUAAAGAGCACUUCCUGAUUGACAGACAUAAGCCCACACUAAAAUACUAGUUACUAGACCCCAGAGUUAAGACUUUUAGGAGCCUUGAUUUACUGUUAAGAGUCAAAUUUUACAAGUGUUUCAAUGUCCUUAAAGGCAAAAAAAUAUGAAUAAAAUCUGAAGCAGCUCUGAACUGGGCAGCUGGAGUUCCUCAUUGUUCACUGUGGGACAGGCACUGAGAAUUCCCAAUCGUCUCUACCUCCUGUUACAGUCCCUAGGGGAGAUCAGUUCUGCAGGCAUGGCCAAGAGAACCACCCCACAGGGGAUACAGAAGGAGAGGGCACUAGGGGCAGACAUCAGGUGGGUUGGAACACCGCUCCCAGGCUCACUGAACAUUUCGUAACCAGUGGAUAGUGUUUUCUCUUUGAACAGUGGUGUUUAUCAUUCCUGUGAAGUGACAUGUUUACUCUCAUUGUGCACAGUGUAAGCUAAGGUCCCAUUCUUAAUGUAAAGAUAGGAACCUGUCACUGUCGGGUAGGUAGAUGGUUCAUCACGAGAACAGAGAACACUGGGGCACAGGGCAGAGCUUGCUCUGUUACCUGUGCCCCCACAAAGGUAGCAGAGAUGGCAGCCUUCACCCACUUUCCUCCUCACCACACAGUAACACUUGAUCUCCAGAACCUCUGCCCUGAGCUAAGAGACCCUCUCCCUCCUCUUUCAUGCUCGGAGGUUUUUGUUUUCAAGACCUGAUUUUGGCAGAAAUCCCUCUAUUUCCCAUUUUCCUUCCUGAACACACCAACACACAGAGGCACUCUUCUGGGUUUUGUUGUUGCUUUGGAGCAGCGUGUUGUUCCAAUUCCUGUUGUCACUUUAUAUAAAGCUGAGCUCCUACUGUGAUGAAAAACCAAGACAAGUGUAACUUAUUUUAUAUCUCUGUGUUCAUAUUAUAUAGAGAAAUAUAUUCUGUGUAUGUAGGAUGUGCUUCUUGCAGUACAUUUAUCACUUGUCAGAAAUUAAUGCAUUAACCUCUUUUGUACCCUGGUCCUAAAACAUUAUUAAAAAAGAAAGGCCA
This is a messenger RNA of Melopsittacus undulatus (budgerigar), 3481 nucleotides long. It is a transcript of the gene EHD3, whose product is annotated as EH domain containing 3. Lineage: Eukaryota; Metazoa; Chordata; Aves; Psittaciformes; Psittaculidae. The transcript has 6 exons. Gene Ontology annotation, cellular component: cytoplasm; plasma membrane. Gene Ontology annotation, molecular function: protein binding; calcium ion binding; GTP binding. Gene Ontology annotation, biological process: endocytosis; endosomal transport. Bases 378 to 1985 code for a protein of 535 amino acids. The record is from RefSeq and is a predicted model, not a curated record.